Messenger RNA from Brassica oleracea var. oleracea, 1513 nucleotides. Its product is annotated as developmentally-regulated G-protein 3-like. NCBI's taxonomy places the organism in Eukaryota, Viridiplantae, Streptophyta, Magnoliopsida, Brassicales, Brassicaceae. The transcript is spliced from 10 exons. Gene Ontology annotation, molecular function: GTP binding; GTPase activity. The record is from RefSeq and is a predicted model, not a curated record. Gene Ontology annotation, biological process: cytoplasmic translation. Bases 173 to 1282 code for a protein of 369 amino acids. Gene Ontology annotation, cellular component: cytoplasm.
GAUCAGGCCCAGUUAUAGUUACUUUCGGUUCUAAGAAAACCCUGGGAGGAUUUGUCUGCUUCCUCUCGUCCGUCGUCGUCACUUUCGACAUCUGAUACCGGUGUUCUGUCUCCCUCUCAGUCGCGUUUAAACUGUUGCCUUGACGCUGUAUCCGUGAGCUCGCCCUGCAAAAAUGUCGACUAUUAUGCAGAAGAUCAAAGAAAUCGAAGAUGAGAUGGGGAGGACACAGAAGAAUAAAGCCACCGCUCAUCAUCUCGGUUUGUUAAAGGCCAAACUUGCUAAGCUACGAAGGGACCUACUUGCACCACCUACCAAAGGUGGUGGCGCUGCUGCUGGCGAAGGUUUUGAUGUCACUAAAAGCGGAGAUUCUAGAGUUGGACUUGUUGGUUUUCCUUCCGUUGGCAAAUCUACCCUCUUGAACAAGCUCACCGGAACUUUUUCCGAGGUUGCUUCUUAUGAGUUCACAACAUUAACAUGCAUUCCCGGUGUUAUUACAUACCGUGGAGCUAAAAUUCAGUUAUUAGAUCUUCCUGGUAUUAUCGAGGGUGCCAAGGACGGAAAAGGUAGAGGACGACAGGUUAUAAGUACUGCUAGGACUUGCAACUGCAUCUUAAUAGUUCUUGAUGCCAUAAAGCCAAUUACUCACAAGCGUCUCAUUGAAAAAGAGCUCGAAGGUUUCGGAAUAAGGUUGAACAAGGAGCCACCUAACCUUACAUUCAGGAAAAAAGACAAAGGUGGUAUCAAUCUAACGUCUACAGUCACUGCCACCCACCUUGACCUCGACACUGUAAAGGCGAUCUGCAGUGAGUACAGGAUGCACAACGCUGACAUCACUCUCCGCUACGAUGCUACCGCUGAUGACCUCAUCGAUGUCAUCGAGGGCAGUCGGAUCUAUAUGCCCUGUAUCUAUACUAUCAACAAGAUCGAUCAAAUCACCCUCGAGGAACUUGAAAUUUUGGACAAACUUCCUCAUUACUGUCCUAUCAGUGCGCAUCUGGAGUGGAAUCUUGAUGGUCUUCUCGAUAAGAUAUGGGAAUACUUGAAUCUAACCCGAAUCUACACCAAACCAAAGGCAAUGAAUCCGGAUUAUGAUGACCCUGUUAUCUUGUCUUCCAAGAAGAGGACUGUUGAGGACUUCUGCAUCCGGAUUCACAAAGACAUGCUUAAACAAUUCAAGUACGCUUUGGUAUGGGGUUCGAGUGCCAAACACAAGCCACAGAGAGUUGGAAGGGAACACGAGCUCGAGGACGAGGAUGUUGUUCAGAUCGUUAAAAAGAUUUGAUUUCACCAGCCGUUCAUGGAGACGUUGAAAGACCAGAGUUAGCCAUAAUGAGCUCACUACACAUAGAAAGAAGGUUUCGUUUCUCUUCUUGUACUCCUGUGUAUUAUUGUCUGAUCCAGACAAAAAGGUGUCAAAAACUGUCUGCACCUUUUUGUAUUGGAUAAUCUUUUUCCAACGAUAACAUGUGAUGUGAGGUCUUGAGACAUUUAGAAAAUUGGUUUGGUUUUGCUA